Helianthus annuus (common sunflower) is the source of this 2356-nucleotide messenger RNA. Its product is annotated as potassium transporter 2. Gene Ontology annotation, molecular function: potassium ion transmembrane transporter activity. Gene Ontology annotation, cellular component: plasma membrane. The record is from RefSeq and is a predicted model, not a curated record. Gene Ontology annotation, biological process: potassium ion transmembrane transport. NCBI's taxonomy places the organism in Eukaryota, Viridiplantae, Streptophyta, Magnoliopsida, Asterales, Asteraceae. The coding region runs from base 1 to 2301 and encodes 766 amino acids. The transcript has 8 exons.
AUGGUCUUAGCAUAUCAAAGUCUUGGUGUAGUCUAUGGUGACCUCAGCAUUUCUCCACUCUAUGUUUACAAAAGCACAUUUGCUGAGGAUAUUCAUCACUCGGAAACAAACGAAGAGAUUUUCGGCGUACUUUCAUUCGUUUUCUGGACGUUAACACUCGUCCCUCUUUUUAAAUACGUGUUCAUAGUUCUCAGAGCUGAUGAUAACGGUGAAGGUGGUACUUUCGCGCUUUAUUCAUCGAUAUGUCGUCAUGCUAAAGUAAGCCUCUUACCAAACAGACAAGUUUCGGAUGAAUCGUUAUCCACAUACAAGUUGGAGCAAUCUCCAGAGAGAAAAUAUGAUUCUAAAGUGAAAAUGUUGCUUGAAAAGUAUAAGUUUUUGCAUACCGCUUUACUGAUCUUGGUUCUUCUCGGCACUUGUAUGGUAAUCGGCGAUGGGCUACUUACUCCCGCCAUUUCUGUUUUCUCUGCAGUUUCUGGCCUUGAGUUAUCCAUGUCUAAAGAUCAUCAUCAGUAUGCAGUGAUCCCUAUUACUUGCUUCAUACUAGUGUGCCUGUUUGCUCUACAACACUAUGGCACGCAUCGCGUUGGUUUCUUUUUCGCUCCGAUUGUGUUGCUAUGGCUGAUAUGCAUUAGUGCCCUUGGAUUAUACAAUAUAAUCUAUUGGAAUCCACAUGUUUAUCAAGCUCUUUCACCAUAUUAUAUGUUGAAGUUCUUCAAGAAGACCAAGAAACAAGGAUGGAUGUCUCUAGGAGGAAUUUUACUGUGCAUAACCGGCUCAGAAGCAAUGUUUGCGGAUCUCGGCCACUUCUCUUAUGCUGCAAUUCAGAUCGCGUUUACAUUUCUGGUUUAUCCGGCACUCAUACUUGGUUACAUGGGUCAAGCAGCUUACUUGUCAAGAAACCACCCAAAUGCGGAUCAAAUCAGCUAUUAUGUCUCGGUACCAGAAAGUUUGAGGUGGCCCGUGCUUGCAAUAGCCAUUCUUGCGUCCGUUGUAGGAAGCCAAGCGAUCAUCAGCGGGACAUUCUCAAUCAUCAACCAAAGUCAAUCACUAGGUUGUUUUCCACGAGUCAAAGUUGUGCAUACAUCCGACAAGAUUUAUGGUCAAAUCUACAUACCCGAGAUUAACUGGAUACUCAUGAUCCUAUGUAUUGCUGUCACCAUCGGAUUCCGAGACAUCAAACACAUGGGAAAUGCAUCAGGAUUGGCAGUAAUGGCGGUGAUGCUGGUGACUACUUGUCUUACAUCUUUAGUGAUCAUUGUUUGUUGGCAUAAACCGCCAAUUAUCGCUCUUUUGUUCUUAUGUUUCUUCGGGUCAAUCGAAUUACUCUACUUCUCGGCUUCUUUAGUCAAAUUCCGCGAAGGUGCGUGGCUUCCGAUCCUACUAGCACUCUUUUUAGUGACCAUAAUGUUCAUUUGGCACUACACCACUAUCAAGAAAUAUGAAUAUGAUCUUCACAAUAAGGUUUCCUUAGAGUGGCUACUAGCCUUGGGUCCCACUUUGGGCAUUUGUAGAGUCCCCGGGAUCGGGCUCGUGUUCACUGACUUAACCUCGGGAAUCCCCGCGAACUUCUCGCGGUUUGUCACCAACCUUCCUGCUUUUCACCGUGUCUUGGUGUUUGUUUGUGUGAAAUUUGUCCCUGUUCCUUUUGUCCCUCCUGCCGAAAGGUACCUAUUAGGUCGUGUGGGUCCCGCGUCUCUUCGAUCUUAUAGGUGCAUUGUGCGGUAUGGGUAUCGAGACGUCCACCAGGAUGUUGACUCAUUCGAGUCUGAUCUCGUUCAAAGGCUAGCCGAUUUCAUCCGCUAUGAUUGGUCCCGCCCACCAAGUACCGACCGUGGUAAUGAGGAUCAUGCAUCUGCUUCAGACCGGUCUUCGGGUGAACACAGGCUAGCAGUGAUAGGAAACACAGAAUUCUCUCGAAGCCCAGGCUUUGAGGAGAACGGAAACAUGCAACAAGAAAGUGCAUCUCUCGGGUUCCAAACAGUCGAAAGCAUAGGCGACAUCAUUGAGAUGAGUACACCCAAAGAGAGACGAGUUCGGUUUGCUGUCGAAGAUCCUGAAAACCCGACUGAUGUUCAAAUGAGACAAGAACUCGAAGAUCUGAUCGCGGCUCAACAAAGUGGGACCGCCUUCAUACUCGGGCAUUCACAUGUAAAAGCAAUACAAGGGUCGUCGGUUUUUAAAAGAUUAGCAGUUGAUUUCGGUUAUAAUUUCUUACGGAGGAAUUGUCGUGGGCCGGAUGUGGUGCUCAACGUCCCUCCGGCUUCUUUGUUGGAAGUCGGUAUGGUUUAUGUUGUAUAAACUUAGUUAUCUGUAGCUAGUUUACUGUUCAUAAUACCGAAAUGUUUAAACACAA